Molecule: messenger RNA, 2468 nt
Organism: Diorhabda sublineata
Lineage: Eukaryota; Metazoa; Arthropoda; Insecta; Coleoptera; Chrysomelidae
Product: zinc finger protein 502-like
Exons: 3
Coding region: 373-2358 (661 amino acids)
Source: RefSeq, a predicted model, not a curated record
GGAGAUCACAGGCAGCCAUGAGGUCGACGGCAGUCGCCUCCAUCCCCACUUUCAUGGACACUCUAAAACUUGGGCAAAAUUGUAUGCAACAACGACACCGUCCUCCGACUACGAUCGCCGUAACUCUUCUUAGAUUCACGCGGCCCAAAAGGAUGCUGAUGCACCACCGUUAAAUCAUCUCCGACGGUUCGCGCGCGUUCCCGUCAAAACGACUUCAAUUCUUUGCGUUCGCCGUCGGGACGCCUUAUCCGCUCUUCGUUCGUGCCUCGACAGUGUGUUUAUUGUUGUGUCCCAUGUGCUACAAAUUUUUUAAAAAAAUAGUGCUCUACUAUUAAAAGUGACACUUGUGAUAACCCAUGAUACCCCUGCGAAAUGGCUAUCAACUUUUCGGCAUCAUUUGCCGCCUGUCUGGCAGCAGGGCUCAAAGUGCCUCGCCAGAUAAUGUACUGCAUUUCUCAAGAUACAGCUGCUCCCUACGUACUGUAUAAAGAUGGUAUGGAUAGAGCACAAAGCCAAUGGGGUCACCAAGAUGCGUAUCCGCCUCUACAACAAUCGUCGGCAACUGGAGCAGGUAGUCCUCAACAGGUUCUUGGUCCGACUGUUCCCUUGGGUGUCGAAGCUGAUACAGUACCACCUCGAGACCAAAGUCUUCCUUCACCAGCUCCUUCGCCAUACCCCGCCACCCAAGCUGAACAAAGAGAAGAGGAAAUUCAACCAGAACAACCUACAUUGGAUAUGGAACCAAGACCCGCUUCGCAAUGUUUUUCAACGGAUUUACAACAACAACAGCAGCAACAGGCGUACCAACAAUACGCUAGGGCUCCUCCACCAGCUGCACCACCUCCUGUACCACCCCAUAUGCUCGGAGCGGGUAGUUUUUCUGCUUUACAGUAUCUUAAGCAACCAGGUGUGAUGUUAACGAGUUUAGGAGCGGAUACGAACGGACAACUAGAUCAAUACACAUCAAAUAUGCAAGAUUUGAGAACGGCCACCUUACCCGAUGUGAUACAACAACAACACGCUGGACUGAAGAAGACACCAAACGCACUGAAUGGAGAAUUGAGAUUGUUCAAAUGCCUAACAUGUGGAAAAGACUUUAAACAAAAAUCGACGUUACUACAACAUGAAAGGAUCCAUACUGACAGCAGGCCUUAUGGUUGCCCUGAGUGCGGAAAGAGGUUCCGGCAACAGAGUCAUCUGACACAACAUCUGAGGAUUCACGCCAACGAGAAACCAUAUGCAUGCGUUUACUGCGAAAGGACGUUUCGUCAGAGGGCUAUACUCAAUCAGCAUCUGCGUAUCCAUUCCGGUGAGAAGCCCUAUGAGUGCCCGGAGUGCGGGAAACACUUCCGGCAGAAGGCUAUCCUCAACCAGCACGUCCGCACACACCAAGAUGUAAGUCCUCAUUUGGUAUUCAAAAAUGGUAUACACCCUACCCUCUGGCCGCAAGACGUACCCUUCCCAGCAGACGAAGGCAAAGAAGAAGUCCAAUCAACUUAUGGUGACGGCGACAAUUCAGAUCGAGCAUCAUGUUUUUCACCCAAUGGAAUAGCAGCGAAUUUACAGUACCCCGCUUAUUUCAAAGAUGCCAAAGGUAUGAACCACGCCGUAUUCGGAGGAGGCACCAAUUUCGGUACAUUACAAUACCUCAAGCAGCAACAACCAGGUAAAGGAUUACCAGACGUGAUACAGCACGGGAGAUCAGCGGGUAUGCCGCUAUACGUACGCUGUCCUAUUUGCCAAAAAGAAUUCAAACAAAAGUCGACUUUAUUACAACAUGGGUGUAUACAUAUUGAGUCUCGACCGUAUCCUUGUCCAGAAUGCGGGAAAAGAUUCAGACAGCAAUCCCAUCUCACCCAGCACCUGAGAAUACAUACUAACGAAAAACCAUACGGCUGUGUUUAUUGCGGUAGAAAUUUCAGACAAAGAACUAUACUCAAUCAACAUUUGAGAAUACAUACGGGAGAGAAACCGUACAAAUGUGCUCAAUGCGGGAAAGAUUUUCGACAAAAAGCUAUUCUAGAUCAACAUACCAGAACGCAUCAAGGCGAUAGACCGUUCUGUUGUCCGAUGCCGAACUGUCGAAGACGUUUCGCCACUGAGCCCGAAGUGAAGAAACACAUUGAUAACCAUAUGAAUCCGCACGCUGCCAAAACACGUCGAGAUUCCACUGGGUCGGAUGGGAAGUUACCCGGAAAUGGUAUGUUACCGAGAGGUUUAACUCCAACAACCGUCGUUAAGCCGGAAUUAUAUUUUCCGCAAUGCUACGCGCCUAGUUUCAAUCCCCCUAAUGGCGUAUCACAAUUCCAAACGCCAAAUGCGGAAUUCAAACCGCCCAAUCCACUUCCGGCUCAGUGACUAACGGCCAGCUGGCAAUUAGGCCCAUGCAUUGGGUGACCUUUUGCCGGUUUGCAAACUUCUCAUACUCACCCAAUUGUUUUAAGGACUACUUAUUAAUUUAAGUUAUA